AUGUUUGUACAAUACCUUAUUCUUCCAAACGGAAGCGAGAAUAGCAUCAUUCUUUGGGCGUUUUGUGCACAACUCUUCUUCCUAGAUGGAAGCGAGGAUAACGCUCAAUUUGAUGUUUUGUAUAAUACUCUCUUCUUCCAAGUGGAACGUGAUCGUUUAUUUAAAUCAAUUUCAAAAAAGCGCCAAACCAAAUAUUUGCAUGCGAAAGUACAAUGGAAGAAGGAUUUUAAAAGAAACAUAGAGGAAAUGCAGAAGGCAAUGAAACAAGCCAGUUGGAUGAGUAAAGACGAACAACACAAAGUCGAACAAGUUGUUGAUGCGUUCGUCAAGACAAAGUUAGAACGUCUUCAUUUUACAUCACCCAGUGUUAUCGGA
Cetraspora pellucida is the source of this 375-nucleotide messenger RNA. NCBI's taxonomy places the organism in Eukaryota, Fungi, Glomeromycota, Glomeromycetes, Diversisporales, Gigasporaceae. The record is from the annotation of a GenBank genome assembly.